Molecule: messenger RNA, 3699 nt
Organism: Labeo rohita (rohu)
Lineage: Eukaryota; Metazoa; Chordata; Actinopteri; Cypriniformes; Cyprinidae
Gene: arhgap44b
Product: Rho GTPase activating protein 44b
Exons: 22
Coding region: 63-2897 (944 amino acids)
Biological process (GO): signal transduction; modification of dendritic spine; negative regulation of Rac protein signal transduction
Cellular component (GO): postsynaptic density; cytoplasm; leading edge membrane
Molecular function (GO): protein binding; GTPase activator activity
Source: RefSeq, a predicted model, not a curated record
GUCUGGUCUCAUUCCUGGUUAUCGGACUUCUCCGUCCUCUCGAGCGUCUGUCUGUUCUCAUCAUGGCUCUGUGGAAGAAAAAGCUUCAGAUCUCCACCAGAAGAAAGAGGAAAGCUCCUCCUGAGGCAGAGAAGACGGAAGUGCUGAGUGAAGAUCUGCUGCAGGUGGAGAAGCGUCUUGAACUGGUUAAGCAGGUGUCUCACAGCACUCAUAAGAAGUUGACGGCGUGUCUGCAGGGUCAGCAGAGUGUGGACGUGGACAAGCGCUCCGUCCGCUCGCCUUCAAAGAAGCUUCCUCUGACGUCUCUGGCUCAGUGUCUGGUGGAAGGAGCUGCGGUUCUGGGUGACGAUUCUCUGCUGGGGAAGAUGCUGAAAAUCUGUGGAGAGACGCAGGACAGACUCGCUCAAGAACUUCUGCUGUUCGAGCUCCAGAUCGAGCGGGACGUCGUCGAGCCGCUUUACACUCUCGCUGAGAUUGAAAUUCCCAACAUUCAGAAGCAAAGAAAACAUUUAGCCAAACUAGUACUGGACAUGGAUUCUGCUCGCACACGGUGGCACCAGUCGUCUAAAUCUUCAACUCUGACCAAUAAGGAAACACCCACCGGGGCCAAAGCCGACGCCCUCAGGGAGGAGAUGGAGGAGGCGGCCAAUCGCAUGGAGAUCUGCAGAGAUCAGCUCUCGGCGGACAUGUAUAGUUUCGUGGCCAAAGAAAUUGACUAUGCAAACUACUUCCAGACGCUGAUAGAGGUUCAGGCGGAGUACCACAGGAAGUCUUUGGAGCUGCUCCAGAACGUCCUGCCACAAAUUAAAGCGCAACAGGAGUCGUGGGUGGAGAAGCCGUGUUACGGGAAACCAUUAGAGGAGCAUUUGACUCUGAGCGGGAGAGAAAUCGCUUUCCCCAUCGAAGCGUGUGUGACGAUGCUGCUGGACUGCGGCCUGCAGGAGGAGGGUUUGUUUCGAGUUGCUCCUUCUGCCUCGAAGCUGAAGAAGCUGAAGGCGUCGCUGGACUGCGGUGUGUUGGACUUUCAGGAAUAUUCUGCAGAUCCUCACGCCAUCGCAGGUGCUCUGAAAUCAUACCUGCGGGAGCUGCCCGAACCCCUGCUGACCUUUGACCUGUACGACGACUGGAUUCAGGCAUCAAAUAUUGCGGAUCAGGACAAGCGUCUGCAGGCGUUGUUAUCAACAUGUGAGAAACUUCCUACAGCAAACAGCAACAACUUCAAGUAUUUGAUUAAAUUUCUUGCCAAGCUGAACGAGUAUCAGGAUUACAAUAAAAUGUCGCCAGGAAACAUUGCAAUUGUUCUGGGGCCAAACCUGCUGUGGGCGCAUACGGAGGGGAACAUCACAGAGAUGAUGACCACAGUCUCGCUGCAGAUCGUCGGGAUCAUUGAGCCGAUUAUCCAGCAUGCUGAUUGGUUCUUCCCUGGAGAGAUCGAGUUUAACGUGACGGGAAACUACGGCAGCCCCGUCCACACCAAUCACAACGCCAACUACAGCUCCAUGCCGUCGCCCGACAUGGACCAAUCAGAUCGCAGGCAGCAGGACCAGAGCCGACGCCCGCUCAGCGUCGCCACCGACAACAUGAUGCUGGAGUUCUACAAGAAAGACGGCAUUAGGAAAAUUCAGAGUAUGGGAGUGCGCGUGAUGGACACCUCCUGGGUUUCUCGAAGAGGCUCCUCGUCGUCUCGUAAGAGCUCGUCGACUCCGCCCAGCGUUCAGCCGCCCGCGCCGCCUUCUGAUUCGCUGAACCCCGAGCAGGCGGCCGAUCUCUCCACCUCCCCCUCACAGACUCCGCCCCCCAUCAGCGCCGACAGGACCAGCUGUGACGAGGCGUCUUCCAAUCGCUCGGACUCCUGUCACGUGUGUCCCUCCCCAGAGGAGGAGCGGCCGCCCCCUCCGUACCCGUUCUCUGUCUCCUCCUCUUCCUCCUUGUCCUCCUCCUCCUCGUUCUCCGUCCCUCACCCUCGAGCGCGUCCCGCCGCUCCCGUUCCCGAAUGCGUUCCCCCCCCGGCGUUGAGCCGCUGGUCCGUGUACAGUCCUCCGCCUCCGCUCCUCCUGUCCUCCACCUCUCUCGACAUCAACUCCAACCCCAAACCCAGCGUCCUGCACCUGUCCAAGCAGGGCUCUCUGCCCGCCGACCCGUCCCUCCCGCACGCGCCCGUCUACAUCAAACCCCCGCUCGUCCUGCCCCGUCACGACCCCUGCCACCCUCCCGCCCUCAGCCCUCAUUCUGCCGCUCCGCCGUGGGCCGCCUGCGCCUGCAGCAACCGGGAGAGGGGACUCAGAGUGCCUAGCGCUCAGAAGAAUAAGGAGCCGUCGCCUGUGAUUGGUCAAAGAGGCAUUUCACCAACGGCUCCCUCUGCUGGACAGAACCAGCUGUCAGACCAGAGUCCUCACACGCUGCGCAAAGUUUCCAAAAAGCUGGCCCCCAUCCCUCCCAAGGGUCCGUACUCUCCGUCCAGCUGCGUGUCGGAUCUGUCUCCGGGUCCGUCUCCGGUCAGUCUGUCCCCGACGCCCCCCAGCACCCCGUCCUCAUACAGCUUUAGUUACCCGCAGGGCGGCUCCGUCCUCACCUCGCCCGGACACAACCACAGCCAGACGCUCUCGUCCCCGCCGCCGCUCACCGGCACCCUGCCCAAAUCACGGCCCACCCCCAAACCGCCCCGUCAGAGACCCAACCUGCCCCCGCCGCAGCCCCCGGGCCCCGGCGGUCUGAGCCCGCAACCGCUGGAACACACGCCCGGCCUGCUGGACGCGCUGUCUGCCGGAGAGAGCAUGUCUACAGACUCGUGGUGUGAUUUGGACGUUCCCAUAAUAAGCGUCGAACUGGACGGGAGAUGCAGGAACUCUGUGGAUCUGAUAGAAUCAGAGGAGGAGUCAGAAAGCACCGCCCUCUGACCCCUGGAUUUCCCACAAUCCUUCACUCCCCCCCUUCACCACACAAAUGACAUUGUAUUGUCCAUGUGAUCCUCUGCACUGACCCACAGACAGGAUCUGAAGCGCUGGUCACGUCACGGUGCCGUCCUGAUCCCGUCUUCUUUGUGUUUUUAUUAUGUUUUGCAGUUUUUCCAUGUGGUUUGUGUUCUAUUUGCCUUAUCUGAGUUCUUGCACUUUUGCCUUGAAGUUCGUGUGACGUGUUCGGGUGUCGAAAAUCACGCAGAUCACACUGAAACCUCGUUGUGUCCAAACCCAGACUAGCAUCUCACCACCUAUACAAACAACUCCUGACACACUACAGCACAAUCUGCUCAUAUCAGAUGGACGUGUGUGUGUGUGUGUGUUUGAUGAAUGUGAACGUCUGAGAUGAGAUUUGAACAGAAAGAUGCUCUCGCUGUAGAUUGCAGUCAGAUUUUAAAUCUAAUGAUGUGGCGUGAAUGAGAAUUUACCAUUCAAAAGUUUGGGGUUGGUAAGAUUUUUAAGUCUCACCAAAGCUGCAUUUAUUUGAUCAAAAAUACUGUAAAAAUAUGAUAUAUUAUUAUAAUUUAAAACAGCUGUUUUCUAUGUGAAUAUCUGUUAAGAUAUAAUUUAUUUCUGUGAUGCGCAGCUGAAUUUUCAUCAUCAUUACUCCAGUCUUCAGUGUCACAUGAUCCUUCAGAAAUCAUUCUAAUAUGCUGAUUUGCUGCUCAACAAACAUUUCUGAUUAUUAUCAAUGUUGAAAACAGUCGUGCUGCACAAUAUUUUGGGGGAAACUGUCAAGCAU